AUGAGUAUCUCAGCCUCUCAAGCCGUCAUGGACAAGGUCCCAGAAACCUCAAGUGGAAUGCGACCACCCGCCGACGUCUCGGCCGAUCUGGAGGACGCGCUCAACUCCAUCGCACUGGGGAAUAACAACGGCGAUCCAGGUGACCCUGAAAUCACCCCCUUUCGACACAAGAGUCCUCCUGUUACACCCCAGAAAACCAUGCCGAUCAGUACGCACGAGGACGGGGCUCUCGUCGAACCGGAGAGUGAAAGAGGAAGACAAGAAGUCAAGGGCAGUGUCAUCCUGUCGACGACUGCGGCCAAGAGGAAGAAGAAGAAAAACAAGGGAAAAGCGGCUCAAGCGGCCCAAGCGUUGAAUACUGUCAGAGGUUUCACUCCGGUCGACUCGGGAGCUGAAGACUCGGAUGUGUCACGCAACAGCCCGCGGGUUCUGUCACCUAUGCCUCGUUUGCCUGCGUUGGCCGGUGCCAGCCCAGGUCUAAGACCUCAGUCGCCGGGCAUUAGCAGCUUAAAAGCUCAACUUGACGCACUGAAUUCUCGCAGUCAAAGUCGCUCCAACUCCCGCGUCCGCAACACCCUGGAUUCCGAAGCCAACAGCAGCGCCGCCAGCGCAGCGUCCGACACCCAGGGAGAGGAGCCACACGAAGACAUGGUCAGUUACAAUGUCCAGAUUGAUCAGGACUUCGUCAGUCAAUCGCUGGCGGAGACCGAUGUCGCUUCGACGAUUUCCACCGCGAUUAUGGACGCGGAUCAGCGUGCGACUUCGAUGAUUGCUCGCAAGAUGAGCGCAGCAGACUUCACUCCCAUCCGCUGCCUCGGAGACGGAGCCUUUGGAACGGUGCUCCUAGUACGACAGAAUGCCACGGGCCGCUUGUUCGCGCAGAAGCAACUCACGAAAGCGUUUCUCAAGGUUCACAAAAAGCGGAUCGAAUCGACCAUGUCCGAGCGAAGCAUUCUCGAAUUGGUCAAUCGCCAUCCGUUCAUUGUCAAUCUCUACUACGCCUUCCAGGAUCAUGAGAAGCUAUACUUGAUUCUCGAAUAUGCCUCGGGCGGGGAAUUGUUUCGUCACCUGGAACUGGAAAAGUUUUUCUCAGAAGAAGUGGCUGCAUUUUAUAUUGCAGAGAUUGUUUUGGCUUUAGACUAUCUUCAUAACACGGUUGGCGUCAUCUAUCGUGAUCUCAAACCGGAGAACUGCUUGCUGAACGCCGAGGGCCAUUUGCUCUUGACCGAUUUUGGUCUGAGCAAGGUUGCCGUUCAGGAUCCGAGCACACCAGGGGGAAGUCGUUGCAAUAGUCUGGGUGUGGGGACGAUCGAAUACAUGGCUCCUGAGAUCAUCAGAGGCAGUGAUGAGUCUGACUGGGGUCCGGGCUAUGGCAAAGCGUGCGACUGGUGGUCACUGGGGGCGAUGGCUUGCGAUCUCAUGACGGGAAAACCUCCUUUCGGCGGAGGGAGCUGGACUAAGAUUCAGCAGAACAUCAUGUAUCAGAAGCUGAGCCUGCCUUAUUUCCUGUCACCAGAUGCCAAAGACCUUCUCACGCGACUGUUGCGCAAGGAGCCUAAGAAGCGACUUGGAGUGGGCCCAAACGACAUCAACAUCAUCAAGAAGCACCGAUUUUUCAGGAAAAUUGACUGGAAGAAGUUGGAGGCCAAGGAGCUCGAACCACCCAUCAAGCCUCUGGUCACCAAUCCUGAAUUGGCCGAGAACUUUGCUAAAGAAUUCACCGACAGAGCGAUCGACACUCUUACGCGAAGACACAGCCGCACACUGAGCAAGUCUGAUCCAUUUGGGGGUUUCAGCUACGUUGCAAGCAGCAGUUUGCUUGAGGAAUCGAUGCUCUUGGAAUUGGACGAAGCUAUCAUUGACGAAGACUUUUAG
This is a messenger RNA of Fonsecaea multimorphosa CBS 102226, 1875 nucleotides long. RefSeq lists its product as uncharacterized. The coding region runs from base 1 to 1875 and encodes 624 amino acids. The transcript has a single exon. NCBI's taxonomy places the organism in Eukaryota, Fungi, Ascomycota, Eurotiomycetes, Chaetothyriales, Herpotrichiellaceae. Gene Ontology annotation, biological process: protein phosphorylation. The record is from RefSeq and is a predicted model, not a curated record. Gene Ontology annotation, molecular function: protein serine/threonine kinase activity; ATP binding.